AUGGUCCCGUGCCCUCCGCCGCCCAGGGCUCCGGCCGCCGCCCGGGGCUCGGGGCUGCCAGGAGUCUUGGGUCCUCCUCCGCCGCCGCCGCCCCCGCCUGGGCUCCCGCCGCUGCUGCUCGCACCACCGCCGCUGCUCCUGCUCCUGCUGCUUCUGCUCCUGCUGAGCACGCCGGCCGCUCCGUGCCCCUUCCAGUGCUACUGUUUUGGGAGCCGGGAGACUAUACGCUGCAGCCACAUCGUCCUACAGGAACUGCCUCGCGACCUGCCCGCCGACGCGCACAACCUCAGCAUCGUGGGCUCCAACCUGACGGUCUUGCGUGCCGCCGCCUUCGCCGGGGAGGAGCUGCCCACGGCCGAAGGCAAUAGCAGCGGUGGCGGGGGCUGGGCAGUACGCCUGGUCAACCUCACAUCCUUACAGCUCAACCAAGACAACAUCCAGGUGGUGGAGGACCGCGCCUUCUGGGGCCUGCCCCGCCUGGCCUCCCUGGACCUCAGCCACAACCCGUUGGGCGUCCUGGGGGCCGCUGCCUUCCGUCUGCUGCCCGCGCUGAGUGUCCUCAGGCUCAAUGCCGCCGCUCUCGGGCUUGGCGAGCAGCUGGACGCCGCCCUCCGCGGCCUGGCCACCCUGCGCCGACUCGAGCUGCAAGCCAAUGAGCUGACCCACCUGCCGCCCUCCGCCCUGGAGCUGGCGCAACUAGAGCUGCUGGACGCGCAAAGCAACGCGCUGACCGGGCUGGCGCCGGUUGAACUGCGCGCGUUGGGAGGGGAGACCCCGGGGAGCCCGACGACCCCGACGGCUCCGGGCUCUAGAGGGCUGCGCGUGUGCCUAGCAAAAAACCCGCUGCUCUGUGACUGUGGGGCGCGGGCGCUUGUGACCCUACUCCACAAGCACCCCUGGCAGGUGCCUGACGCGCGCAGUCUGCGCUGCGCCGCGCCCCAGGCGCUCCAAGGUGUUUCUUUACUGGCCUUGAACGAGUCAAAGCUAAGCUGCUCCCAAGGUCCCCAAGAAAAGGAGGAGGGGGAUGAGGAAGGGAAAAGAAGUGAAAAAGAGGAGGAGGGGGCGGAAGGGAAAGAGGAGGAGGGGACAGAGGGAAGGGAUGAGAAAGGGCAGACGGGUACUGGGGAGGAGUUGGAAGCGUCCUACGUCUUCUUCGGCAUCGUUCUGGCGCUCAUCGGUGUAGUCUUCCUUAUGGUCCUCUACCUGAACCGGCGCGGCAUCAAGCGCUGGACGCGCAACCUGCGCGAGGCGUGCCGGGACCAGAUGGAGGGCUACCAUUACCGUUACGAACAGGACGCCGACCCCCGGAGGUCUGGCACUGCCAGCUCGUCGGGCACCCUCUGA
Messenger RNA from Trichosurus vulpecula (common brushtail), 1344 nucleotides. RefSeq names its product trophoblast glycoprotein like (gene TPBGL). NCBI's taxonomy places the organism in Eukaryota, Metazoa, Chordata, Mammalia, Diprotodontia, Phalangeridae. The transcript has a single exon. Bases 1 to 1344 code for a protein of 447 amino acids. Gene Ontology annotation, biological process: negative regulation of canonical Wnt signaling pathway. Gene Ontology annotation, molecular function: protein binding. The record is from RefSeq and is a predicted model, not a curated record. Gene Ontology annotation, cellular component: plasma membrane.